UGGCGAGUUGUAGGGUGCCGGGGCUGGCCUCAUGCACUGCACCAGAGUAUUAGACUAUUUUCCUCACAAACAAGCAAUGGCUGUGGAUGUAGCAAUGCAGCUAUACCUUUGCUCUUCACCCUUGCUAAGAGACAAGUGUGCCUGCAAAAUUGCUCCGAAGACAAGCAAGCCACUGCGGCCCUGCAUCCAGCCGAGCAGCAAAACUGCACUGACUGGACCAGAAGAGGCAACAAACUCCUUCACACACAACAAAGUGAAGAAGAGGGUGUCGUUUGCAGACAGCAGGGGCUUCGCUCUGACGAUGGUGAAGGUGUUUUCAGAGUUUGACGAUCCACUAGAUAUUCCUUUCAACAUCACAGAGCUGAUAAACAAUAUUGUGGGCCUGACAACAGUGGAGAGGGACAGCUUUGUCCUGGAUUUUGUUCAGCCCUCUGUGGACUACCUGGACUUCAGAAACCGCCUCCAGGUGGACUGUGUCUGCCUUGAAAACUGUAUGCUGAAGGAGCGAUCCAUUGUGGGAACAGUGAAGGUGAGGAACCUCGCUUUUGAAAAGACUGUGAAGAUCAGGAUGACAUUUGACACCUGGAAAAACUUCGUAGACUACCCAUGCCAGUAUGUCAAGGAUACGUAUGGAGGGUCGGACCGGGACACCUUUUCCUUUGACAUCAGCUUGCCCCAGGGAAUUCAGUCCCAUGAAAGAGUAGAGUUUGCCAUCUCCUUUGAGUGCAAUGGGAAGGUGUACUGGGACAGCAACAGGGGCACAAAUUACAGGAUCAUACGGUCAGAACUGAAGUCCGCCCAGGAUGCUGUCUGCCCCCCCAAGGGCCCUGACUUUGGCAGUGCCUUUGACCAGUUUGGGAGCCCUCGGUGCUCCUACGGCCUCUUUCCCGAGUGGCCCAGCUAUUCAGGCUAUGAGAAGCUAGGGCCUUACUACUGACCCAAGAACAGAGUCCUGACUGACUAACUGUUGUUGGCUUGUCCACAGGCCUGAGAGCUGGUCUGAAUGCGAGGUAUAUGGAAAGGACAAAGAUGUAUGGUUUCAGGCAGCUCUGCAUAAGCCUCGGAGCAAAACCAGUUGUGGAGUGCUCUGCUGGCAGUGGACUGAAUAGCUAGGGAAGUGUCUCUGGCCCAAAGGGCUGCCUUCCCUGCCCCAACUUGGAUAACUGUCUCUCCAAAUGCUCAAAGAACCAGGAGCUGUUGCUUGUGUUUCUCUUCAGUGCUGCUACUCCCUCCUCUUCUGUAAAGCUGCUAGUCUCCUGGGAAACACUACAGUGCUUAUAUCACAUGUCCAGACUAUGUAGUGGUGGUUGGUUUGUAUUGCUUGCCUAGUGCUAAAAAGCUUUUUCAAAGUAUGUUCUGUUACCGUUUUAGUGAGCUGUACUGCAGCUGCAGGGCUGUCCUUGCAAAGCUGGCCUGUGCUUGUCAAGUAGUAGAGGGGUUGGCUUGUAUGGAAUGGAGUACCAUCCUUGCAUGUGUCCUUGUAGUGCGAGGUCCUUCCUACUGGAGCCAGAAAGGGUGUUUUGGAAGUGAAAAUGCAACUGUGAUGACAGGAAAUGUGGUCCUACAGGCUGCCGUAUUAGGAGACUUGUGUGCCUGUGGGAGAAGAUCUUGUGCUUAGUCACCAGUUGUUUUAUCAGCUGAUCUCUAAAAACUCUUGUGGUGUUACCUAAAAUAGAGAUUAGCUGUAGCUGUGUGGUGCUUGUAACACUGCUGUGGGUUGACAGCCUUGAAUGACUUCUUAAACUUUCCUGUUUCUUUAAUCACAAGUCAUCAAUGAUGCUUUUUCCCUUUGAUGGACAUCUGAAGUCAGCUGUUGGCCAUGUUUGGCCCUGAAAACACCAUUCUUCCUCCUGUGGACUGUAAAACGGGGCUUUGUCUGGCUGGGGCCCAGAGUCCUAAGCAGGAGGCUGUGCUCAGGUGUUACAGGAGCUAAAUGCAAAUGGAUCACAUAGCUACUCUGCUGUGUUCUGUUACAAGAAGGUAACUGUUGUGUACCUACUGUGGUGGGAGUGCCUUGACUGAGAAAGGGGUGGUAUGUGUGAUCCCAGUGAUGUUUUGGGAUAAACAGGCUCUGGAAAUGACACUGCUUUUAAAAAAAAAAUCUUC
Molecule: messenger RNA, 2106 nt
Organism: Pezoporus flaviventris
Lineage: Eukaryota; Metazoa; Chordata; Aves; Psittaciformes; Psittacidae
Gene: PPP1R3B
Product: protein phosphatase 1 regulatory subunit 3B
Exons: 2
Coding region: 32-937 (301 amino acids)
Biological process (GO): regulation of glycogen biosynthetic process
Cellular component (GO): protein phosphatase type 1 complex
Molecular function (GO): protein phosphatase 1 binding; glycogen binding
Source: RefSeq, a predicted model, not a curated record